Molecule: messenger RNA, 3333 nt
Organism: Menidia menidia (Atlantic silverside)
Lineage: Eukaryota; Metazoa; Chordata; Actinopteri; Atheriniformes; Atherinopsidae
Source: the annotation of a GenBank genome assembly
AUGGAGGACUAUUUCAGACGUAAAGAUGCUAAAAUGUCCUCUGUUAAGUGCUUAAGACAGUUUGUCAACGAGCGACUGACCGCGGCGGCUGACGAAAUCGUCCAGGUGUUCGAGAAAACCAUCGUCCAUUACGAGAAUGAGAUCAACCGUCAACGCAGACUGCUGACCAUUAUCUGGGAGCCUCAAGUGCACUUACACAGGACAGAACUCCCACAACAUUUGUUCAAGGCAAAGGAGGGUCAAACCAAACAGCAGCACUCUAGCCAGGUGGCGGACUCAAUUUUAGACCAGAGGGACUCUGAGUCUAAACAGGUGAAAGAGGAACACGGGGCGGUUUGCUCCACCCAGGACAAAGAGCAGGUUGUACUCAAACAAGAGACUGAUUGCUUUAUGCUGACUCUUGCAUGUGGCAAAGAGCAAUAUUUAUUGAAGGAGGAGGACAUCCUCGCCGAACAGCAGUUCAGCAACCAGGAGAGGAACUGCGCUUUGGACCAAACGGACUUUGAGACUCCAGAGAUUAAAGAAGAACAGGAGGCCCUCUGCACUGGUCAGGACCAAGAGUGGUGCGGGUUGGAACAGGAGAGGGAUGCGCUUGUGCUGACUUUUCCCUACAGCAGAGGGGACCAGAGCGGAGCCCAGGCUCUCAACAUGAGUCCUGGCGUUUGUCAGGCUGUGCUGGGGGAGGGCUCUGAAACGAGGGUCUCACACUGUGACAGAGAUUCAACGAUGUAUCCCGUCCAAAGUAUGCGCAAGUUCGUCUGUGACCGACUGACGGCGGCUGCCCAGGAGAUACUGGGAGCCUUUGAGAAGAGAGUUGAGGACUACGAAACGGAGAUCGUUCGUCAGCGCAGGCUGCUGGACACGGUGUUUGCGUCCGAGACCAAGCUGCACCGGACAGCAUCCUGCAGCAACGAGGACCGGGACCUGCUGAGUCAGCUGCAGCGUGGGAUCGGCGCCCCGGGCUCCAUACCGUUUUCACCCCACACUCUGAGGGUUAAAGAUGAGCAUGAGGAAGUCAGCAUCAGUCAGGAGACCAGCGCUUCCAAGCCGAUUCCGACGAAUGACCCAACCGUGUCCAGAGAUCCGCCCCGCCAAGACCUCGACCCGUCGGCUAAAGACAAUCCUCCAUCGGGCGCUCCAAACACAGGUGGAGAUACUGGCCCUGACAGGGACGCUUCUGCAGUGUCUCCUGCUAACAACGGCUACCAGCUCCUCUCUCAAGGCUUCUGUGAGUCUGAAAACCAAUAUUUCCCAACUUUUCACGAAGAGCAUGUUGAGUCGCUGCAAAACGAGGAAAGUGAAGCGUCCACCUGCAGGUCAGAGUUGACGCAACAGGAGGGACGUAGCGCUGUGCCGGAGCCAAAUGAAGUGAGAGGCGUUGAGGCCAAAGGUGCGGAACAAGGACACGAUGAGAGCACAACUGAGCCAGCCCCGAUCAGGAAGCAAACCAGUGGCAACGUGACCGCAAUGGAAACUGCAUCCUUUGACUCGAUGCCAAACACGGAAUGCGAGGGGCAGCCGAGGGCAACCGAGACGACUGAGGAGCCGAGACCAGCCUCACCUCGUAUGGUCCACCCAGUUACACCUGAUGAAAGCCCACAAUGCUCAUAUAACGCCCUAACACCAAACGAUAUACCAAACUCGGCUGGAAAUGCAGAGCCGGCUUCAUAUCAGGGGGCCCAAAACGUCAGGCCGGAAGAAAAUGGCGACGAUGACACAUCGGUCAUUUACAUUGAGCUGACACCCGUAACUGAAAUUGUUGAGCCAGGACCAGCGCCAAAGAAAAGAAAAGAUAAGAAAAGAAGCAAAGAUAAGAGCAAAGCAUCAGCAACAAACCAGAGAAGUAACGAAGGCAAGGCAAAGACAGGGGAAAUGACAGACUUUAGCGCACACAGGAAGUGGGACGAUGGGGAGAUGACGUCAGAAAGAGCUUUUGGUCCAACAGCAAUGAGCCAGUCCAAAGAUGGAGAAGCAUCAAGUUCAAGUUUUGAGACGGGACUGUAUGAGACAGACCAAGAGGAGAGCUCGGAAUCAGAAGGAUAUAUACCUGCAAGCCCCUACGAUGAUCCAGCAGCUGGCAGCCCUGAGCCAAUCCAAGGUGAGAGUACGAUAUCAAAUGAAAGUACAGAUCAGGCCACAGCUACGAUCGCCCAAGAGGAAUCGAAUGCAUCUUCGAGUUCCAGGCCGGUACAAGAUGAAAUGCACAGCCAUGGGGUCGUGACUUGCCCUGAAAACAUAGAGGCGUCGAGUAAGAAUUUAAGUGAGAAAAUGGCUGACCGCAGCAAGGCAGCGCCAUGGAAGGGAGCCAGAGAUGGGAAAAGGGCAACCUCUGGUUCCAAAGAGAGAAGGAAAUCUCGGGAUCUCAGUCCGACGUCGACGACGGGUAGAAAACGCAGCCGUGAAGAUGCAGCCUCAGGGAGCAAAGAGACGACGUCGCUCCCAGACAAGGCAACGGGAGAUUUAGCAUCAAGUGAGGCCUCUAGUCCAGGGCAUAAGAAGAAGUGCAAGGAUAAGAAGACCAGUGGUACAGAUGAGAGGCACAAGCAACCCGACGAAGGGGAGGCUUCGAACGAAGCCCCGGGCCUGGCGCAACGCCAGAGUGAGCAGAACUCAUCGGACGAGGACGCCGAGGAAGAAGAGAACCCCUUCAAAUGCGACAGGUGCGGGAAGGUGAUGACCAACUUCAAGAACUACAAGUUCCACAUGAAGUCGCACACGGUGGAGAGGACCUUCAAGUGCGACACGUGCGGGAAGAUGUUCCGCGAGAGCUGGGAGCUGAACAAGCACCUGACCGUCCACUCGGAGGUCAAGCCCUUCAAGUGCGACGUCUGCGGCCACGGCUUCAACCGCCGCUACAACCUGGACCUGCACGCCCGGGUGCACACGGGGGAGAAGCCGUACAAGUGCAGCACCUGCAACAAGACCUUCAGCGCCUGCGUGAACAUGAAGAAGCACAUGCGGAUCCACACGGGGGAGAAGCCCUACAAUUGCAAGGUCUGCGGCAAGGAGUUCGCCGACUCCUCCGCCUUCAAGAACCACGUGCGCGUGCACACGGGGGAGAAGCCCUUCAAGUGCACCUACUGCAACCGCAAGUUCACCAUCAACACCACCCUGCGGCGGCACCUCCGGACGCACACGGGCGAGAAGCCCUACCAGUGCAACGUGUGCCACAAGAAGUUCGGCCACCGGACGGACCUCAAAGGCCACAUCCGGACGCACACCGGGGAGAAGCCCUACGAGUGCAACAGCUGCGACCAGUGCUUCUCCACCUGGACAAAGCUCAACAAACACAAGAGCGUCCACUCCAGCGACGUGCAAAGCUCCACCGAUUAA